AUGAAUGCUACAACAUCGCAGCAAGAAAAUGUUCUUAAGAGGAAGUCAGAUGAUGUAGGAUGGGAGUAUGGGAGUCUAAUUGAUCCUUCCAAUCUGGAUAAAGUGAAAUGUAUGUUUUGCAACCAUGUGAGCACUGGAGGUAUUUAUCGUUUGAAGCAGCAUGUGGGUCAUGUUAGUAAUGCUGUGGCAAAAUGCAAGAAAAGCUCACAGGAAGCUAAAGACAAGUGCAAGAAAUCUCUCGAGGAGGCAUCUAAGAAGAGAAUGGAAAAGACUAUACGUGAGCUAGAGCUUAGAGAUAGUUUGAAUAUUUCUGGUGUUGGGGAUGAAGAAGUUAGUAUUGUUGGAAGAUCGGAACCACACAAGUUAGGUCCGCUUGACAAGUGGACAUGUCCAAUUGAUCCUAAAUUAAGUCAAGCUGAACCCCUGCAUCAACAGAAGAUAAACAAGGAACUUUGGAAAAAGAAAACUCAUCAGGUGCAACAAUAUGUGGCUAGAUGGAUGUACAAUCAUGCUAUACCAUUCAAUGCUUGUGAUAACGAUGAUUUCAAGUUAAUGUGUGAGGCCAUUGCGAGAUUUGGCCCCGGAUUUGAGCCACCUUCUAAACAUGACCUUAGGGAGACUUUGCUUACUGAGGAGCAUGCAAGGGUGAAGAGUUUACUGCAGGAACGUGAUGCUGAAAAGUUGAAGAAUGGCUGCUCCAUAAUGACUGAUGCUUGGUCAAAGGAGAUGUCGGCUGUAUCCCACACAAGUGAAGUAAUAUUUCAACUAGUGGAUGAAGGAAUUGAGGAAAUAGGCCCGGAACAUGUGGUGCAAGUAGUGACUGACAAUGCCUCGAACAAUAUGGGAGCAAAGAAGAUAUUGUUGGAGAAGAGGCCAAACAUGUUUUGGAGCUCUUGUGCCACACACACCAUCAACUUGAUGCUGCAAGGAAUUGGAAACCUUCCCAGGUUCAUGAAAGUAAUUGACAAAGCAAAAGCAUUCACUAUCUUUGUAUAUGGGCACACACGGACCUUGGACUGCAUGCGCCACUUCUCUUCAGGGAAAGAGAUCAUAAGGCCAGGGGUCACUAGAUUUUCUUCUGCUUAUCUAACAUUGGAAAUCCUUCUAGACAAGAAGGAUCAACUAAGGAAGAUGCUUUCCUUGAAUGUUUUUGAGCCUUUGGUGAAAGUCCUUCGUAUGGUUGAUGGGGAUGUCAAGCCAUAUAUGGGUUUUGUUUAUGGAGAAAUAGUUAAGGCAAAGAAAGAGAUCAAGGAAGUGUAUGGCAAUGUGGCAUCCCGUUACAAAGAUGUGAUUGAAGUUGUUGAGAAACAUAUGAAAGAUGGACUUGAUUCUACAUUGCACUUGGCUGCAUACUUGCUGAAUCCUUAUUAUAGUUAUGAUGAUACUAACAUAUUUGAUGAUGGCACAAUAACUGAAGGGUUCAUCAGCUGCGUGGAGACCUUUUAUCACGGUGAUGAUUCCAAGCAAGAUUAA
Molecule: messenger RNA, 1473 nt
Organism: Lolium perenne
Lineage: Eukaryota; Viridiplantae; Streptophyta; Magnoliopsida; Poales; Poaceae
Source: RefSeq, a predicted model, not a curated record